UAUAAGUUAAAUAUGAAUAUAAGUAGGAAUGGAUGGAUUGAAUGUUGCACAUGCGAAAGCUAAUGCUGUGUUUCCUAGUGGUAUGACCUCCAGAGAGCGUUUACAGGGGGAAUAACAAAGGGCCUAACACUGAGCCUUGCGGCACACCAUAUAUUCUCUUUGAGCUAUUUAAAUGGUCUGCAUUUAUAUAGCGCUUUUUUAACCUUGGCGGUUAAUUAACCUUAACUGUGACUCAUUAGCCCAUUCACACACACACACACACACCAAUGGCGGCAGAACUGCAUGUAAGGUGCUAGCCUGCCAUUGGGAGCAACUUGGGGUUCAGUGUCUUGCCCAAAGACACUUCGGCAUGUGGAGUCAUGUUGGCCGGGUAUCGAACCGCCAAACAUGCGAUUUGUGGCCAACCCGCUGUACCACCUGAGCCACAGCCGCCCCAUUUAAGUAGUAAACCUCACCCUCAAGGUGCCCCCAACACAGAUAUCUAUUGGAUACGGUCACUGCAUUGCUCUAUAAUAUCUAGAUCCCCUCAGCUGCUCAUCGCUCAUGAUUGAAGAGUGUUACCUUGAUCUGAACCAAAACACAAUCUGAAUACCUGCUUCAAGAACUCGAUCCACAGAUUCACUAUUUCAUCUCUCAGUUAUGUUAAGUCGUAAUCUGGGAAAUGUGUGUGUGUGUGUGUGAGAGCCAGUGAGGGAUUCCUGGCCUUGGAGUGUCUUGUUUACUCUUCCACUAUAUAUCAGUCCCACUGGAUCAGACGGGAUCCCAUUUUUGGCUGACCUGCAUUUUCCCUGCAGCUGCCACCGUCACUUAUCUGAAACCCAAAGUAGCUUGUUCAAGUGUGACACUAAUGUUGGACUGCGAUUGUAAAGUAGAGAGAGACCAAUGAGGGGAAAUAGACGACAGCAGUUUGAAAUUGCACUUAUAAGGAAUAAACGUUAUCAGAUGCAAGAACCAGAAAUGGAUCAGGAUGAAAACAAUAUCCAGGAAGUCAGCCCAGAUAGUGAACUGGCAGCAGCAAUUAUGAAGAGGCAGUUUCGCCCGUCUCUUAUUAAAACAGAAGCGUGGGAAGGGUACACCUUUGCUGACAUGGAGAUUAAAAUCAAAGAGUCAACGGACUGCUACGGCGCCGUACUCUGGCCCUCGGCGAUGGUGUUGUGUCAUUUCCUCGACACUCACCGCGACGAAUAUAACCUCAUGGAUAAGAACAUUAUUGAACUAGGAGCUGGGACCGGUCUUGUUACCAUAGUAACCAGCCUUCUAGGAGCAAAAGUGACAUCCACAGACCUGCCAGAUAUUCUGAGUAACCUGAGACACAAUGUGAACCGUAACACCAGGGGGCGCUGUCGCCAUCAGCCGCAGGUGACUGAACUCAGUUGGGGCCAAAAUCUGGAGGAAAGCUUCCCACGUGUGUCCCAUCGGUACGAUUACAUCAUUGCGGCGGAUGUUGUGUACGGACAUCCUUACCUCAACGAACUCCUGGACACCUUCUUGCACCUGUGCUCCGACAACACCGUGAUCUUAUGGGCCAUGAGGUUCCGUCUGGACCCAGAGAACAGAUUUGUGGACACAUUUGAGAAACAUUUUCACCUGCAAGAACUCUACGAUCUGCCCAGUCUGCACAUAAAGCUGUACAGUGCACGCAAAAGGCGCAAAGACACAUCAUAAGAGUGCAUUUGAAACUGGAAUUGGACUGUUUACAUCUUUAAAGCAGGACCGGUUCUAAGAUCGGGGGGGAUUUUUAACUUAAGGGUGGGCUCGUGGUUGUCUCUUCAUCUGACCGGGAAAGGGAUUUCAGAAGUUUCUGGGAGGGCACAAGUAAAAUCGGUCAUGCUUAAAGUCAACAUAAAAAUCAAAAUGGACUCUAUUUGCUUUCUUAAUAACGUUCUUGGUCUUAAUAUUUUAUAGACUAAUUCAUAAUGACCAGUCUGAUCUCAUGAAAUGUACGUAAUAUUGGCAACAUUUUUGCAAACCAAAAGUACGUUCGGCUGCAGGUUCCCAGUGAAAUGUCCAGCGGGGGGCGCCAGAAGUGAGUUAAUGUAAUCAGACGAUGUUUUUAAGGUGAAUUAUAGAUGGGGGUUUUAAUGAGUAAAACGUAAUUCCCUUACUUAAAACGUAACUUUAACCUAACCGAUAGUGUCUUAAAAGAUAAAUGUGAGCAUUUGUGUUACUAAAAAUAACAAAAUAAGGCAUCAAAACAUUCGCAUUGAAAAUUAGCGCCCCCUAGAGGUAACGGUGUAGAAUUAUUUGUAUAAAAGUCCUUCACAUUGAACAUAAAUGGAUAAGUCAUAUAUCAAAUGAAAGCCCUCAAUCUCAGGAUUGUGACUGUAUAGUUUAUUUUGUUGCACUAAUACCACAGUUUGAAAUAUUUUCAAAAGAAUCACAAAGUGAAAUUUGAUUUCGGUAAGUCAUCAAAUAGAAACAUAUCUUUUAUGCUCCGAUAACUGAUGCUUUUAGCCAAAAAUAGCCCAAAAAUGUAUAUUUACUUUUACCUUAGAAAGUUUUCUAAAACAUUAUCAUGCAUUGUUUACUCGUCUGUGAGCUUGUGUGAAUAAUCCAAUGUUAUAUCUUAGAUGUCCAGAACAAAAUAUGCCAUCCGGAAGGAAAAGCAUGCUUAACAAAUCAACAUAAAAAUAUCAGUUAGAAUAUUUAUUAUAACUAUUAUGAAAUGUUAUAUCAAUGCAAAGGGGAUGAUCUCAGCUUUCUAAUGACACCUAUAUUGAGCUUGUAGAUUAGACUGAAUGGGUAUAAUGUGUUAGAGCGCCCCCUACAGUUCACAUCUGUGAGGGGUAUAAUGUGUUAGAGCGCCCCCUACAGUUCACAUCUGUGAGGGAUAUAAUGUGUUAGAGCCCCCUACAGUUCACAUCUGUGAGGGGUAUAAUGUGUUAGAGCGCCCCCUACAGUUCACAUCUGUGAGGGGUAUAAUGUGUUAGAGCGCCCCCUACAGUUCACAUCUGUGAGGGAUAUAAUGUGUUAGAGCGCCCCCUACAGUUCACAUCUGUGAGGGGUAUAAUGUGUUAGAGCGCCCCCUAUAGUUCACAUCUGUAUAUUGUGAUAGAGAACAAAUAUAUUUUUCUAGUGUUUUCUGCCACCUAGUGGAACACAAUGUGAGCAAACAGAACCAGAAUUACAUGUUUACAAAGUUACAACAACAACAAACCUGUUUAUCAUAAGAUUAUAAACACAUGCAAUAUUAUUUAUGAAUAAUUUGAGUCUUUUUUUAAGUGGGCGGUUCUGUGAAAAAUUUGACCAAUUUUUUGCAAUUAGUCCACAGUAUGUGUGAAUAGUGAGCUAUUAAAUUGGAGUUUAAGGGGUUAAUCAAUGCCUACACUUAAACAACAGAGUUUUCAAUAUCAACCUAACAUUGACCGAAGCAACCACAUUAUAUUGCGCCGUUGCUAUGGCACUUUUACUUUCACUUUCGUUUCGAGCAUUCUUUUGACCCGCGGACUUCCGAGUCAUCAGGUGAGCUACCGCGCAAGCGCAUUGUAAUAACUAUGUAAAUGUGUGUCUGUAUUGCAAGUGUUAAAAUCUAUAGUUUUCAAAUUGUGUUAUAGUAAAAGUGUUUUGACAUAAUAAAAAAAAUGUGUGUUUAUAAGGUCAUAAACAGUCACAGUCAGUGUUGGGGAGUAAC
Molecule: messenger RNA, 3631 nt
Organism: Xyrauchen texanus (razorback sucker)
Lineage: Eukaryota; Metazoa; Chordata; Actinopteri; Cypriniformes; Catostomidae
Gene: mettl21e
Product: methyltransferase like 21e
Exons: 4
Coding region: 883-1665 (260 amino acids)
Biological process (GO): peptidyl-lysine methylation
Cellular component (GO): cytosol; cytoplasm
Molecular function (GO): protein-lysine N-methyltransferase activity
Source: RefSeq, a predicted model, not a curated record